AUUUUUUUAAUAAUUUAGUGACUUAAUUUUAUGUUGGUAUCACUUAUAAAGUUUAAAACGUCAAAAUCAUUUUUUACUUAAAAACUAGUUUUUCAAUCAUCUUUAACGUUUCCCAUCGUAACCGAUUAUUUUAAUUUAAUCCCAACAUGAUGGACUUUUUGAAUUCAUUCAAAUCGCUGAUAAAAGUCGAACAAAUCCACACCGAUAAUAAUAUUUUCAAGUUGCAUUACAAGUUUACGGUGAUUAUGUUGAUAGUUUUUUCGAUUUUAUUAACCUCCAAACAAUAUUUUGGGGACCCAAUCGAUUGUGAGGUGAAGGCGAAGCACUCCGAAGUUAUUGAAACGUAUUGUUGGAUUUAUGGGACCUUUACAAUAAAGAAAACGUUAAAAGAGAAUAUUUUGAGUGGUUUGGGACCUGAUCCCCGAUUAUUAAGUGAUACGCUUCAAGAUUCAUCUGAUGAAAUAAUAACACAAAAAUAUUAUCAAUGGGUCUGCAUUGUUUUUUGUUUCCAAGCGUUAUUAUUUUACAUCCCGAGAUAUUUAUGGAAAAAUUGGGAAGGUGGACGAUUACGUUUGUUAGCUAAAGAUUUAGGGGGGCCUUUAAUCCCGAAUUGUUGGAAUAAAGAGGCGAAAGAACGCUUGGUUAAUUAUGUGUUAAGCGGAAAUUACUCCCACAAUCUUUACGCAUUAAGAUUCGCUUUUUGCGAAUUAUUAAAUUUUAUUAAUGUAGUUUGUCAAAUUAUGUUUAUGGAUUGGUUUUUAAGCGGUCAAUUCACCAGUUACGGCAUAGCUUUGGCACUUUACAAUGGAGAGAACCCAAUGACUCGAGUUUUUCCUAAAGUAACAAAGUGUACAUAUUAUAAUUAUGGCCCAUCUGGGGGUGUACAAAGAGACGAUGCUCUGUGUGUUCUCCCAUUAAACAUUGUUAAUGAAAAGCUGUUUUUGAUACUGUGGGUUUGGUUUUUGGUGCUUGCGAUUAUUAGUUUUUAUGAGAUGAUUUAUAGAGUCAUUGUGAUUCUUUCACCGAAAGUUAGGAUGUAUUUAUUGAUGGCCCACACUAAAUUUCUAUCAAGAAAAAACGCGAAUGUUAUAACCAGCAAGGUUUCUUUUGGUGAUUAUUUCUUUUUGUAUCAAUUAGGUAAAAAUUUAAAUCCGCUGAUUUAUAAAGAUUUUUUGGUUAGUAUCGCAACCGUUUUAAAGAGUAAAUCAACAUUGCCUUAUGAUCUCGAGGUUACUAUGCCUGUUUAAAAUCGUUUAAUUUGUUUUUGUAGUAUGUUUCUUUAUUUGUAUAGAUAUUUAUAUGCAAAAUUCCCAGUUUAUUUAGUCGAUAAGUUGUGUUUAUUAAAAGUUGAAUUUCCUAUGUGGUUUUCCUAAAAAAAGAGUUUAUUAAUGAAAUUAUUAUUUAUGGUUCACAU
This is a messenger RNA of Onthophagus taurus, 1414 nucleotides long. Its product is annotated as innexin inx2-like. The record is from RefSeq and is a predicted model, not a curated record. Gene Ontology annotation, cellular component: gap junction; plasma membrane. NCBI's taxonomy places the organism in Eukaryota, Metazoa, Arthropoda, Insecta, Coleoptera, Scarabaeidae. Gene Ontology annotation, biological process: phototransduction. Gene Ontology annotation, molecular function: gap junction channel activity.